This is a messenger RNA of Cooperia oncophora, 753 nucleotides long. The record is from the annotation of a GenBank genome assembly. NCBI's taxonomy places the organism in Eukaryota, Metazoa, Nematoda, Chromadorea, Rhabditida, Trichostrongylidae.
AUGACUCUGGAUUCGGCAUUCGCCCCCCUCCCACCUGGGAAAGCUCACUGCCCUAACAAACCGAAAUUCAACUACUAUGCUCAAGGACGUCGACCGGACCCUGCAAAGAUCGAAGCAAUUCAACGAAUGCCUGCACCGAAAGACAUCGGCCAACUUCGAGCCUUCUUGGGCCUAGUCAACUUCUAUGGAACGUUCGUCAAUGGUCUGCACAACCUACGCGCCCCGCUGGACGCACUCCAAAAAGGAUGCCGUCUACUCAUGGACCCCAGAGUGCCCCCCAGCCCCCUCGCCAGUCGUGCUUUCCAUCGCAUCAAAGCAGUUCUCAGAUCGGAUCUAUUACUCACACACUACGACGCUUCACUGCCACUCAUCGUCGCCGCAGAUGCCUCAACUAUGGACUAUGAAGAAGAUGUUCGCACAGUUUGGAAACCCGAAGACGCUCAUCACGGACAACGGCACACAGUUCACCUCCAGCAAGGAGCCGUGAAACUGCCUUGCCGAGGAGUUCUGCCGUCUGUCGAGGAAUCCACAUCACGAUCCGCUCCCCUCCUUUUCAUCCACAAAGCAAUGGACAGGCCGAGCAGAGGACUAUCCAAACUGAAGAGGGAGGAAGCAACAUCGGAUGCACUUCAAACCUUUCUGAUGGCAUACCGUUCAACGCCCUGCAUUUCGGGACCAGAUCAGCUGUCGCCACGCCGAAAACCUUUCUGCGCGCCGCCGGGACGUCGGCACAUCACCACCACAGCUGACUGA